Messenger RNA from Polyodon spathula (Mississippi paddlefish), 4193 nucleotides. RefSeq names its product v-ets avian erythroblastosis virus E26 oncogene homolog 1 (gene ets1). Bases 317 to 1618 code for a protein of 433 amino acids. The record is from RefSeq and is a predicted model, not a curated record. Gene Ontology annotation, cellular component: nucleus. Gene Ontology annotation, biological process: regulation of transcription by RNA polymerase II; cell differentiation. The transcript is spliced from 8 exons. NCBI's taxonomy places the organism in Eukaryota, Metazoa, Chordata, Actinopteri, Acipenseriformes, Polyodontidae. Gene Ontology annotation, molecular function: DNA-binding transcription factor activity, RNA polymerase II-specific; sequence-specific DNA binding.
AGAGAGAAAGAGAGAAGAUAGUUAUCAGAGAAGACAAAUUACAAUUGAAGAGAGAGAGAGAGAGAGAGAGAGAGAGAGAGAGAGAGAGAGAGAGAGAGAGAGAGAGAGAGAGAGAGAGAGAGAAUAGAAACUGCAGAAAGACAAAAACUUGCAUUGCCUGGUUCUCAACAGGGCGAAAGAAAUUAAAACAAGAAGGUUUUUUCUUUCAAGUUUUGUAAUACUAUUAAUAAACAUACACAGACACACAGACACACACACACACACACACACACACACACACAUUUGUAUUUUAACGUUGUGAUCCGAAUCGCCGAUCAUGACGGCAGCUGUAGACAUGAAGCCGACUUUAAUGAUCAUAAAGACCGAAAAGGCGGAAGAACUGGAAUGUGGAGAUGUUCCCUUGCUCACACCCGGCAGUAAAGAGAUGAUGUCACAAGCCCUAAAGGCUACAUUUAGCGGAUUUACCAAGGAGCAGCAGCGGCUCGGAAUCCCCAAAGACCCCCAUCAGUGGACACAGAGCCACGUGGCGGAGUGGCUGACAUGGACGGCGAACGAGUUCAGCUUGAAGAACCUGGAGUUUCACAGGUUCUGUAUGAACGGCACCAUGCUCUGUGCGCUGGGGAAGGAGCGAUUCUUAGAGCUCGCCCCAGACUUCGUGGGAGACAUUCUCUGGGAGCAUCUGGAGAUGCUGCAGAAAGAAGACGCGAAGCAUUUUCCUGUCAGCGGAUUAAGUUCCACUUUCCCAGAGUCGCGCUACACCUCGGAAUACUUUGCUAGUUACGGUAUUGAGCAUGCCCAGUGCGUGCCUCCGUCAGAGUACUCGGAGCCUGGUUUCAUCACAGAGUCCUACCAGACCCUGCACCCAAUCAGCUCCGAGGAGCUGCUGUCUCUGAAGUACGAGAGCGAUUACCCGUCUGUGAUCCUGCGCGACGCCCCGCUCAACCCGCUGCAGGGAGACUACUUCUCCGUCAAGCAGGAGGUCAUCUCCCCGGACAACAUGUGCGUGGGACGCAUCAGCCGAGGAAAGCUAGCCGGACAGGACUCAUUGGAGAGCAUCGAGAGCUUCGACAGCUGUGACCAUCUCACGCAGUCCUGGAGCAGCCAAUCGUCGUUCAGCAGCCUGCAGCGCGUGCCGUCCUACGACAGCUUCGACUCUGAGGACUACCCCAGCGGCAUGCACGGCCACAAGCCCAAAGGCACCUUCAAGGACUACGUUAGGGAGAGAGCCGACCUCAACAAGGACAAGCCUGUCAUCCCGGCCGCAGCGCUCGCCGGCUACACAGGUAGCGGACCCAUCCAGCUCUGGCAGUUUCUGCUGGAGCUGCUGACGGACAAGUCGUGUCAGUCCUUCAUCAGCUGGACGGGGGAUGGCUGGGAGUUCAAACUCUCCGACCCCGAUGAGGUAGCCCGACGAUGGGGAAAACGGAAGAACAAGCCUAAGAUGAACUACGAGAAGCUGAGCCGAGGCCUGCGCUAUUACUACGACAAAAACAUCAUCCACAAGACGUCAGGAAAGCGAUACGUGUACCGCUUCGUGUGUGACUUGAAAAGCCUGCUGGGGUACACCCCCGAGGAGCUGCACGCCAUGUUGGACGUGAAACCGGACGCGGAUGAGUGAAACGGAGCAGGGGUUGGGGUGGUGGGGAAGGUGUACGAAGGAAGGACCGGGACUGAAGGCUUUACUGACAGAUUGGUGGGUGCAGUGGGAUUGAGUCUUGAGUUGCUUUUUUUUUUUUUUUUCGUAAUGCGGAGCUGUUUGUCAAUUUGCUUUUUUGACCUUUUCGAAAAGAAAAAGGGGCCGUUCCGUACACGUGCGACAAAGACAAACGUCCCCUCCGAAAAAUUGCAGCUCAAGGCAGAGACAAAUGAAAAGCUAGCAAUUAAAAAAAAUAAUAAUUAAAAAAAAAAAAAAAAAAAAAAAAGUUUGAAUGGUUUUGCUUUAAUAGCACGAGUAACUGACGUGGAAACAAGACAGAAGAGAGAGGAGAGGAUUCUGGGAUGGAAAAAGAGAUGGACAGAAAUUUCCUGCUACGAAAACUGUUGCCAAAUUAAAUGAACUAUAGAUAUAUUAUUUGUGUUUAUUGUUGCUGUCUCACUCACUGACCCUCUGUUCACAUGAACAAAGGGGAACAAUUCUCAUCACUUGGGACCAAAAAAAAAAUGUAAUUUUUAAUUAUUAUUGUUAUUAUUAAUAAUAUUGUUGUCAUUUUUUAUACAGGUUUUUGCCAGUAUUCCUAUUGUGUCUUAAGCUCAUGUCUAAACUGAGUUCAGUAUUGUAUUUUUGUGGCCAAGUUAUCGGUGUGUACGGUUUUUACGUAGUUGAAGGUAAAUGUAUAUUAGACCCAUCGAAAAAUUAUUUUUUGCAAAUCGCAAUGUAAGUCUCCUUAAGACUGGAGAUGGAGAAGGAAUGAGAAAUUCUGCCCACAGAGCUGGAUAAUGGUUCAUUUUGAAAGGGUAAACCACCUGAUUGUUCUUGUACAACACUGGAGUCAAUGACGCAUAGUAUUUAUCCACUUAUUUGCAUAGAGGUGUCCACUCCCGUCAACUUAAAAGCACUCGCCACCUCAUACCAAAAGCAACUGAUUGAGAUAAAUCGAAAGUCUCAGAUAAAAAGCUACCUGACUUCAAUAACAGCAGCAACUGACAGAGCCACCUGCUCUCCAUGUGAAAGGUUUUACUGCAAAAAGUAGCAGUGUGCAGACAUCGAAAGGCAUUAAUAAGGAGGAGCCAGUCAGAGCUGUACGUUCUGCCAGAUUGUAUUGUGCUGUUGCACGCUGCCCUGUGUACAGUUUUGCAAAAGGUGUCGUAGUGAUCUGCAAAAUGUGCUUUUCUAUUGAGAGUGUUAUUUUUUUUAAAUAAAAUUGCUACAAAACUAUCCCUUUUAAGGAAUGUUAAGGAAUGCUUUGAUUUGUUAUUUAACUCUCCACACGCUGCUAGCGAUUGCAGCGAAUGCCAAGGGGUACAGGGGAGCUAAUUAUAGUGAUGGACACUGUCACGAACUACUGAACUGUUGGAAAACAGAUCCAAAAUGAAGGCUUGUGUCGUCUUGCGUUCAUUCUCCAGCUCUGUUUUUCAGCGUUUCGCAUGGCAUGUUUUGAGAAGUCUGAUUUGUUAUACCUCUGGAAAUGAUGGACUAUGUAAAACAGUAACUAGUAAUUGAUGGGUUAAAAUGAGACUGGAGGAGUUCAAAGUUCUGAAUGUUGUUUUUAUGGUCCUGACUGUCACAGCAGCUAUAAGCUGAUCGGUUAACUAUCUGUUGGGAAAUAAAGAGAUUUUGAGUGGUGAGCAAUAUGCUUAGUGCUGACUGUAUAUAUGCAUAAAACCAGACUUUUAAAUAGCUCCUGAGUUUUGUGAAUGGGAUGCAUGGUUUAAACAGAGUGCUUCAGCAAGGGAGGGGAUGUAGAAAGCUUAAUGAACAAAAAAAAAGGUAUAUGUGUUUUUGUGUUUAAACAGAGCACCUUAAGGAGAGUAGGUGUUUUUUGAAGAGCUGUUGCAGAAAGAGACCGAAUCAUGGACUGAAAGAACGUUAAUGAAAAAGAGUGGGCAGACAAGGUAGUAGCAGCGUUGAGGGCCUUCGCGUGUUUCCACUGACGAGGGAGUUAGUUGAAGCGGCUGUCGACUUACUUGACUACGUUUCACCUUCUAUCAGGAUAUCAGAGUCAGCUCUUUUUCUGCAAACUGUUAUCAAGGGGCAUGGCUGUUAACUCCGAGCAGUCAACACUGAGCUGUAGAUCCACUUAGAUAACUGGUGAGCAAAACAACAGAGGGCUGGGGCUGGAAAGAAAUUGAAAACGAAGGUGGAAUGUGUCAGAACUAUGUUGUAAAGAAGGUAUUAUAAAAGUGAAGGCGGAUUGGAUUUCAUUGUUUUACUUAAAAAGGUGGGGUCUGUAUACAGUCUGCAAUGCAGGUGACCAGAAUUCUGCUGCGUAAAAUGAAGCCAGUUACACUUAACUUGUCUUAUGUGUCGACUCCAAACAGCCAUUGUUGAUUUGCAAGAUUCAUAUGUGUUAGACUAAGCGCAGAAAAAAAAAAAAAAAAACACGUCUCUUAUCACCUCUCCAGUCGUAACGUGGUAUUUUUAGUUUGACUAAAACAUACCCUUUAGCACUUAAUGUUUGCUCAGGAAUAUCCUUGCUGGAGCGCACAGGCCUGUGCUGUUGGGUUGCCAUGAUGAUGGCCAUUGCUACACUGCC